Mesorhabditis spiculigera is the source of this 366-nucleotide messenger RNA. The record is from the annotation of a GenBank genome assembly. NCBI's taxonomy places the organism in Eukaryota, Metazoa, Nematoda, Chromadorea, Rhabditida, Rhabditidae.
AUGGCAAUGGCUUAUUCCUUCUCGUGGCUGUUGAAUCGAAAGGAGGCGGAGGAGGAGGAGGCGGUGGUGGAGGAGGAGGUGGUCGUGGAGGUGGAGGAGGAGGCGGAGGUGGACGAGGAGGUGGAGGUGGAGGAGGCGGAAGAGGUGGUGGAGGAGGAGGAAGAGGAGGUGGAGGUCGUGGAGGCGGAGGUGGAGGCCGAGGAUGGGGUGGAGGAGGUGGCAGAGGUGGUGGUGACAGUUCGUCCUACUACGGUGGUGGAGGUGGAGGCGGAUUCGGGCUGGGUCUUUUCCGAGGAGGUUUAUUCAACCGAGGCUACCAAAAUUACGGAGGAGGACAAUGCCAAAGUGAGUGACAAUUUGCUGCUG